AUGUUGCUUGGCUUGAGUCAUUGUUAUUACAGGUCGAUGACCGAACGAGAUGACUUCAGUGAAUUAGUGGCAAGUGCAAAAAAUGCUUGUAAAUGCCAGUCGUUCAUAUUCAAUGGUAGAAUUCGUCAUGGAAUUAAAGCCGAAAAAGUAGAAGAUCGUCUCCUGUGCAUGGAUGCUGUACGUGUUUAUAUUCUCUCGAUUAAACUACCUGUCAAAGUUACAAUCGAGACAGAUGAUGAUAAAAAAAACUUUUUAUAUUCUUAUAACGACAAAUCAAAUUUGCAAUCAUUUUUAAUCACGUUAAUUCGUUCUUAUCGUUUUAUCUAUUCUAAUUUGAUAUCAGGUGUACUGAUCAAUUUAGAAAUUUAUCCUGAUUUAGAACGUAAAGAAUUAAUUCGUCAAGCAAAUGAAUUUUUUUUAACUUCAAACGCUGACGACUUUCGACCAUGUGGUGGUUACUCGUUGAUGUAUAUCUGUUCGUGUGAUCAUUUUGGAAUACAUCCAGAACAAGCAGUAAUUGAUAUUGUCGACACAAUAUUUACACAAAGAUCAUCGAGAGAAUUUACAUCGAAAGAAUUCGAACAGAUACCACAAAAAGAGUGGAGACCAAUCAUCAGUGCUUUAACAUACAACAAUUGGUUUAAAAAAUUAACAAUUGAAAACAUUAAGUUAAGUUCUGAUUCAAUUAAUGAACUUGUUACAGUUCUCCGUUUAUCAGAAUCCAUAAAAGAAUUACGUUUGAUAAAUUGUGGUCUUCGAAAUGAUUUCAUCUCUAAAUUAGCUCAAUUUUUUCCCCAAAGUAAAUUUGAACAUUUUGAUCUUUCGCAUAAUUCAAUUGACGACAAAAGUCUUAUUCAGUUAAGUGAAAAAUUACAACAACGAAAAAUUCCUUUAAUAACAUUAAAUUUCACGUCAUGUAAUCUAACUCAUAAGAGUGUUCAUCUGUUUAAUACAGCAUUAUCAAAUAAUCCGUUAUUAUCGCGUACAUUAACAUCGGUGAACUUUUCCGGAAAUAAACUCAAAGAAGAAACGGAUAUUACAGUUUUAUUUUCUAAUGAGAAUAAUAUUGAAGAAUUACAAUUGGGUGAUAACGAGUUUAAUGUAGAAAGUUUAGUUCAUGCACUGUCAGUAGUUGACACGUCAAAACUUCGUCGUUUUUCCAUAAUUAAUUCUAUGGCCAAAUCAACGCCAGUAACAUCCACAUCUUCAAAUGGAUUCGUAAAAACGUUUUUUCAAAAAACAUCUUUACAACUUGUACAAUUGAUCAAUACGGAUCUCUCUAAUGACUUUCUUCGAGAAAUUUGUGACGGUUUACAUUCCAAUAUUAAUUUGGAAAAACUUGAUUUACGUUUAAAUGGAAAUAAUUUAGAAGUGUUUAUACGUGAUUAUGCAGCCAGAUUUGCGAGCAUUCCAAGUUUAGUAUCACUUGAUUUAACAAAUUGUGAUUUGGACAAUGAGCUACCACAUUUUCUAUUUGAAUUAAAGAAAAAUCGUAAAUUAAAGUCAUUAAAUAUUGGAAGAAAUUUCAAUUCAAUAAAAUCAAAAAACUUCCCCAAAACAAUUCAUGCCAUGAAAGAAUUACUGGCCGAAAGUAAUUUGGAGGCAUUUCACAUUCCUGAGUCAAAACUACGCGAAGCAAACACCGGUGAUUUACUUUCUGUGCUUAUGAAUAGUCCCCCACUGAAACUGCUUGAUAUUCGUGGUAAUCAAAUGCUUGAUCAUGGCGCACGAAUACUCAGUCAUGUUUUACAACAAAAUCGCCAUUUGCACACAGUAUAUUUUGAUCGAAAUUCUAUUUCACUGAAUGGCUUCGAGGAGAUAGUAAACGCAAUGGAAGGAAAUUAUGCAAUUCGUUAUCUGCCUAUACCUGUCAACGAUAUUAUAGCGAUGAAAAUCAAUGAAAAAGAUAAUAGAAUAUCGUCACUUAUGACUAAACUCGACUCGUUCUGUAUACGUAAUCAAAAUUCGACACAAUAUUCUUCUGAUGCUUUAGAGAUUGCGGCAUUAGCUGGUACAAGUAGAGAAGCACAGACUUGUUGGGAAAAUCAACAACAAUUAUGCGGUGAUUUUGCAUCAAUGGAAUAUGCAAAUUCAUAUGGCACAUCUGCGAACGAUUUACGUGCAACUAUAGCAAAAAUGACAAGAAUAGCUAAAAUACCAUCUCAAUUAUUUGAGUGCUAUAGUGAGGAGGAAAAAAAACUGCAAAAUGAAUGUGAAAAAAUGUGUCUGUCAUUACAAAAAUUAGUAAAAGAACAUAAUGAGCGUUUAUCGAAAAAAUUCUAUCAAAUAUUUAAAGAUCAAUCGUCGUUCAAUUAUGAUGAUAAAUUUCAAGAACAAAUUCGUACUUAUUUUCAAAAUUCAAAUGAAACAACUGAACAUUUACUAAAAACAGAAGUAAUCGAUAAAUUAUCAACAUGUUUACGUGAAUGUUACAUUAGUGUGGCAACAUGUGUACAGAAACGGGCUUUUGAUACUACAAAUAAGCAAGCUAUGGAUAUGCAUCGCGACAUGGAAGCUGCAACAUUUCAAGGAAGACAAAAUAUUACUGACAAUAACAACAACAAUCAAAAUCAUUCAAAUCAUUUAGGUAGAAUAGCUAUUGAUCGCUUGCUGUCACGUAAUGCUAUGUUUCGACGAAUGGGAGAUGCUUCUAAUUGUGUUGCUUUUGAUCAUUCUGCUUCUUAUCGGUUGAAAAAAGCUGAUUCUGUUGAGUCAUUAGACACAACAAAAUCUAAACGUACGGUCACACAUCCACAAUAUGAUACAAAUAGUGCAGGGGAUUUAGGUAGUGGCGAUCAACGUUCAUAUUCCAAUACCAAUGUAUCAUCAUCACCAAAAUUGAAUGUAUUAAAAAAAUCGAUAGUUGUGAACAAUGAUGAACAAAUAGAGGGAACGCCUCUCACGACUGAUCCCAUUUAUGGAAACGUAAUUAAUUAUCGAACAAAACAAAGUGCACAAUCACCUAGUGGCAUUCUUGACGAAGGUGGUAUUAUUGAACAUGAUCUGUUGGAUCUAGUUGCCAAAGAACAGGAAAAAGAAGCAAUUUUAAAAAGUCCUGCAACACGUAAAAAACGAUGUGAACCACCACCAGCAUUACCGAAAAAAGACGGCAUUCUUCUUAAACGAGCUCCCGUUUCAAUUCCAACAACAUCCGUAACAAAUUUAGAUGUUGAAAUUGAAUCAGCGCAAAAAUUAGAACAUACAAAUCGUCCUCGCCGACAAAAUGUUCGCCGACCAAUAAAACGUUCAGUGAAUGGCGCCAUCGGAAGCAAUGAAAGCUCAUCUGAUGGCUUAAUAACUGAUGAUGACGAGAUUAUGAUAAGCGAAUCAGCCAAUUUGGUUGUACAGCAAACUGAACCACCGCCUUCAUCUUUAGAGGCAUCGAUUAUUACAGAUCAACCAAAAUCCGCACUCAAAACAAACGCACCACGUGAUAAAUUAGAUGAAUUAAAACAGCCUCAACUAUCACCACAAGUUCAACUUCGAUCAUCCAUCAUUUUAACUGGAUCUGCAAACAAAAAGGAUAAUAAUGACAAUGUAUUAUUAUUACCAGUGGGUUCCGCUCUGACAAAUAUAGGCAAUGCAUCGUUAACAAAAGCACCUAACUCGACAAGUUCAACAUUAAUGUCAACAUCUCUUAUUAAUAAUGAUAUAACACGAGCAGUGUCCACAGAUAACGAUAAUGAACAAAUGAUACGUUCAGCUCAUGGGGGUUUAUCAUUAAUCGAUGAAAAUUCAUCAUCAGAACCAUUAUCUCCUCGCCCUUCUACUCUCAUUCGACCAAGACUUCCACCUGGUGUUCCUCGUGUAUUGCCUUUAGAUACCGAUGUUCCACCGGUUCGUUUAAGACAUAUUCAAUCAGAAAAGAAAGCUCCGCCUAUUGUCUCACCGUCAUUACCAACAUCAUCGCAAAGCUCUGCAGUACUAGAUGAGUCAAGUAAAAACGAAUCGUCUGAUAUAAAUAAUGAACAGUAUAAACGUUUAUCAGUAAAAGAACGUGCAAGAUUAUUAACAACAAGCAAUAAUAAUAAUAGCCCAACAACACCGAUUGAUCCGAAAAAACAAAAUUCAACAACGGGUAAGUGA
This is a messenger RNA of Didymodactylos carnosus, 4086 nucleotides long. The record is from the annotation of a GenBank genome assembly. NCBI's taxonomy places the organism in Eukaryota, Metazoa, Rotifera, Eurotatoria, Philodinida, Philodinidae.